This is a messenger RNA of Suillus clintonianus, 1710 nucleotides long. RefSeq lists its product as uncharacterized. NCBI's taxonomy places the organism in Eukaryota, Fungi, Basidiomycota, Agaricomycetes, Boletales, Suillaceae. Bases 1 to 1710 code for a protein of 569 amino acids. The transcript is spliced from 8 exons. The record is from RefSeq and is a predicted model, not a curated record.
AUGUAUUUCUUCAUAUGUACUGCUCCGGCUGAUGGUCUUGACAAUGGUACCUAUGGUCGGCGUUCCCGCAACCAUACCGAAGUCUUGGUGGAGGAAUUCGAGUUAGGUGUGCUAUGGGACGAAUAUGGACUUGUAGGAGACAUCGUGCCAUUCACUAACUAUUUCCCGCAAGCCGACAUUCACGAACUCCUCUCCCCCGACAUUUUACAUCAGCUGAUAAAGGGUGCGUUCAAGGACCAUAUCGUCACCUGGGUCCACAAAUACAUUAAGGCUCGGUACUCGGAAAACGAGGUGAAUAUAAUAUUAGAUGAUAUUGAUCACCGUAUUGCUCUUGCUCCCUCAUUUGCGGGCCUUCGACGAUUCCCGGAGGGAAGGGGCUUCAAACAGUGGACGGGAGAUGAUUCCAAAGCACUGAUGAAGGUGUAUAUACCCGCGAUUGAAGGCCACGUACCUCCGGAGAUGGUGCUGACUUUGCAAGCAUUAAUUGAUUUUGUCCUCAAUGCGUUGGAUGAUGCACUCGAGCGUUUCCACAGGCACCGCGAAAUAUUUGAAACAUCCGGUGUUCGCCCUAAUGGAUUCAACCUCCCUCGACAACACUCGCUUAUCCACUACCACAAAAUGAUCCGAUCGUUUGGCGCACCAAACGGACUCUGUUCUUCCAUCACAGAAUCUAAACAUAUCAAGGCUGUCAAGGAGCCGUGGCGACGGUCCAGUCGGUUCGAAGCCCUCAAUCAGAUGUUACUGACAAAUCAACGUCUAGAUAAGUUAGCGGCGUCUCGUGUUGACUUUGCUAGCCGUGGGAUGCUAACAGGAACAUGUCUAUCAUAUAUCCUUGAUAAACUCGGGCUAAACGCUCCAGUGCACAAUGCAGAAGCCAUUCAAGUCCGGCUCGAGGACGAGCCGAUUGACAUUCCCCAUCUCGGACGCAACAAUCACGUGAAUGCCAACUUGGAGGCUGAUGCAGACCAAGAUGCUGAGCUCGAGGGUGACGCUGUUGCUGGACCGACGGUGAUAGCUCAUGUAGACUUGGCGAAGAAAUCUGCAAAACGGAUCUACGCAGACCUACUCGCAGAUCAAAUUGGUGAACCGGAACUCACCACUCACAUUCAGCGAUUUUUACAUGACCAGCUCCAUUGUUCUGACUCCAACUCAGAAGCCUCCGAGUCUGGCGCUGGCUCGUCCAGUGCCCUUCCCGAACUACAUGAAAAAAUAACUCUGUAUACAUCUGCCAUUGCCACCUUCUUCGCUCCCAGUGAUGUCUCAGGCAUCGGCGGUAUGCGCUACGAGCGAAUUCGUGCCGUGGAUACCUGGAGGAACGGCCCUGGUCGAUAUGACUGUGUUUUCAUUAGUACUGAUCCCACUGUCGAGGGUAUGCGUGGCUUCGAUAUCGCUCAAGUAAGGCUUUUCUUUUCAUUUAAACACAAUGGUGUACAUUACCCUUGUGCAUUUGUGCAUUGGUUCAAACACGUGCACGACUCACCAGAUGAGAACACAGGAAUGUGGGUAGUAGAGCCUGAAACCCGCGAGGAUGGGACACAAUUUGCCUCUGUCAUUCACCUUGACUGCAUUUUUCGUGCGGCACACCUUAUGCCUGUAUUUGGGCAUGAAUUUGUACCUACUUAUCUCUCUUACACACAGACCCUUGAUGCUUUCCGCACUUACUAUGUAAAUAAAUACAUUGACCAUCAGGCAUUUGAGAUUGCCUGGUGA